AUGGAGUUUAAAGCAGGUAUGGAAUCAGUUGAUCUCAAUGAGAUCAAUAUGUUGUUGGAGCAAUUCACAGAGGGUACACAUUUUCAAGAGAAAAUCAUUAGAGAUGAAUUGAAAACACAACAGAUCAUCAGUGAAUCAUUGGAGAAGCUAAAGGAAGUACCAGACACCGAUGAGUAUCGAGAGAAAGUUGACAAGUAUCUCGAGCAACUCGUUGAAUCAAAGGAUCUGACACGUACAUUCCUCUACAUCGAUAUGGAUGCCUACUAUGCGCUGGUCGAAGAGAUGGAUGACCCUUCGAUUCGUGGGCUACCGGUGGCUGUCGGUAGCAUGGAUAUGCUAGUGACAUCAAACUAUCUCUCUAGAAAAUAUGGAGUGCGAUCUCGUAUGCCUGGAAUGUUUGCUCUCUCACUAUGCCCAACACUCGUAAUCAAACCGUCGAGAAUGGAUCGAUACCGUGAAGUAGCUGACACUCUACGUGAAAUCUACAGCGAAUUCGACCCUGACUUUGUUUCGAAAUCGCUCGACGAAGGUUGCAUGGACAUCACCAAAGUCUUACAGAACAAUCCACAUGUCUCCCCGCUUGAAAUGGCUCGGCUUUGUCAAUCAAAGAUAUUUGAGAGAACAACACUGACUUGUGGUGUAGGUGUGGCACCAUCACCGCUUUUGGCAAAGUUGUGUAGUGAAGUAAAUAAACCGAAUGGAUAUUUUGUGUUGGAUAAGGAUGAAACAAAGAUGAAAGAAUUCCUGGCGCGUACCUCUAUCAAGAAAGUACCGGGAAUCGGUAAGCUAAGACAACAGUUGUUAGAAUCACUGGGACUCGAUACCAUCGAAGAUAUCUAUGAUAACAGAUAUGAGUUGUAUCACUUGCUGCCUACAACCUAUAUGGAUAUCCUUUUUAAGCAUGCACAGAGCGUACCUAUCUUUCCAGAGCCAUCAUCAUUCUUUAGACUGAAGAAACGAAACAUGAUAUCGAAAGAGAAGAACUGUAAAGAGAUCUACGAUGAAAAAGAGAUGGACGAUUUAAUGAAAGAUUUAUAUAUGAGUGCAAUUUCCACUGUUUUAAAAGAGAAUGUUUUUCCAACAGGAUUGAUAAUUAAAAUGGUUGAUUUCAAAUUCAAAGUUACAAAUCAUACAUUUUCACUGACAAAGUCUGCUAAGGAACCAGUGUUGGAUGAAGAUGGACAGGUUUUGAAUGAUUCACUAACAGCAUCGCCGAUGUCUUCUCCUGGUUCCAGUCCAAAGGUUAAAGGAUCAAGGUCACCCAUUAGAACUAAAGAUAAAACCCUUACUCUAAAAGAUAAUUUCAAUUUGAUCUGGGAACUCUUUGUAAAAGUUGGAAAGUCAGUGCCAUUCGAUAAUAUAAGAUGUAUUGGUUUGAAACUCGUCAAUCUUGUCGCUAUCAAAGAGGAACUCGAUCCAUCAAUCAACUUUUCACUACAAUCGUAA
Molecule: messenger RNA, 1446 nt
Organism: Heterostelium album PN500
Lineage: Eukaryota; Evosea; Eumycetozoa; Acytosteliales; Acytosteliaceae
Product: Y-family DNA polymerase
Exons: 3
Coding region: 1-1446 (481 amino acids)
Biological process (GO): error-prone translesion synthesis
Cellular component (GO): nucleus
Molecular function (GO): DNA-directed DNA polymerase activity
Source: RefSeq, a predicted model, not a curated record